Molecule: messenger RNA, 1296 nt
Organism: Zychaea mexicana
Lineage: Eukaryota; Fungi; Mucoromycota; Mucoromycetes; Mucorales; Lichtheimiaceae
Product: alpha/beta hydrolase fold-domain-containing protein
Exons: 4
Coding region: 161-1168 (335 amino acids)
Molecular function (GO): hydrolase activity
Source: RefSeq, a predicted model, not a curated record
AUGAAAGCUGCGCCUCACUUCUAACGAAAGGACUAUGGAUGCCAUAGCACACAAGAAAUUCGGUUUUUCCCACACACGUCCCCUUCUUUAGAUAUCGCCUUCACAGUGCCUCUCCAUUACUUUGACACAUACUACGAAUAACCAUAAUAGCGAGAAUCCUAUGACUAGUCAGCAUCACCAUUAUCACAACGUUCAACUUGAGCCAUGCUUCCAAGAAGCCCUCGAGCACCAGCAGCUUCCCCCUGACUUUGUUCUGACACCUGAAGCGCUACGAGAAAUUUUCUCAAGUGCUUCCUCGAAUCCCAAGUGGAUUCAGCGAUUGCCUCCGGUGAUCGAGCAGACAUGGACCAUUCCCAAUAGUACUGGUAAUGGCCCACCUAUUCAACUGAGAAUGACGCGACCCCCAGGUACUCAAAAGGUGACUUUACCUGUCAUUAUUUACUUACACGGUGGUGGAUGGGUGAUCGGUGAUGAAGUGACGCAUUUACGCCCCAGGACCGAGCUCGCUGUUGCUGCACAUGCUGCUGUCAUUUUUGUACAUUACAGCUUGGCCCCCGAGCACAAGUAUCCGGUGGCACUCGAAGAAUGCUACGAUACCGUCAUUUGGACAGCAAAUGAAGCCAACGCUCGGUCCAUACAUGUCGACCCGAGUAAACUAGUUGUCGCUGGCGAUUCUGCAGGGGCCACCUUGGCUACAGCCAUAACAAUUCUGGCCAAACAGCGCCAAUUCACCGGUAUCCGCGGGCAAAUCUUAUUUUAUCCAGCCACAGAUACAAAUUUUGAUACAGAUUCAUACAACAGGUUUGGAGAAGGUUAUGAUUUGACGCGAGAAAUGAUGCAAUGGUUUUGGAAUCAUUAUGUGCCUGAUGAUGUGGCAAGUCGACGAGAAAUUCCUACUGUGGCGCCACUCAAAGCUUCCUUGGAAGAAUUACGGGGUCUAACUCCUGCACUUGUCAUAACGUGCGAAGCGGACGUGCUUGUGGAUGAAGGAGAAGCGUAUGCUCGUAAAUUGUUAGCAGCAGGCGUGGAUGUUACGGCGACUCGCAUUCUAGGUACACUGCAUGGAUUUUUUGACAUGCCAUUUUUCGAAUGCCGUGCCGCCAUCACCGCGUUGGACCUGGCCGUUACCACUCUCCAUCGUAUUUGGAAUACAAAAAAGAGCCAUUAGUACCAGUGCUGAUGCAUAGCUUACAGUUUCGACUUAUUGUAUUUAAGACAUAAUUAUGCAUUUGUGAUUAAUCCAACUUAUUCCUUUGGGCUGUCAGAAACUGUAUCAUUUGUCAAAUUACAUAUGAG